This is a messenger RNA of Morchella sextelata, 258 nucleotides long. RefSeq lists its product as uncharacterized. Lineage: Eukaryota; Fungi; Ascomycota; Pezizomycetes; Pezizales; Morchellaceae. The transcript has 2 exons. The coding region runs from base 1 to 258 and encodes 85 amino acids. The record is from RefSeq and is a predicted model, not a curated record.
AUGGCCUGGUAUGGUAUCGUGUACCACAUUGCAAUGGCCCAAUUGCAACCGGCCAGUAGGAGUGUAGGAGAUGUGGCGGCGGGCGUGGUCGAAUCUAGAAUUCGAAUUGGGGUAGAUAUGAUGACAAUUGUGAGGGAGGAUUAUUCCAUCGCUAUCUGGCUUUUGCAACAAAGAAGGAGGAGGAGGUCGAGGGAUUUCGUGAGUGUCAAUGACAGAUUAAGGCGCCGGUCGUGGGUCAAUUGCGUUGUGUGGUGGUAG